Mus musculus (house mouse) is the source of this 5483-nucleotide messenger RNA. It is a transcript of the gene Osbpl1a, whose product is annotated as oxysterol binding protein-like 1A. The transcript has 29 exons. Gene Ontology annotation, cellular component: endosome; cytoplasm; late endosome. Lineage: Eukaryota; Metazoa; Chordata; Mammalia; Rodentia; Muridae. Gene Ontology annotation, molecular function: sterol sensor activity; lipid binding. The coding region runs from base 324 to 3176 and encodes 950 amino acids. The record is from RefSeq and is a predicted model, not a curated record. Gene Ontology annotation, biological process: lysosome to ER cholesterol transport; cholesterol homeostasis.
CGUGGUCCCGCGAGCGAGUCACGUGCUGAGCUCGGCGCCAACAUUUCUGGCGCGCGCGUUCCCGGGGCCCUCCUUGCUCCUGACCCGCGGAUCCUUGGGUUCCGCCUGGUUCCCUUUCGGGAUACCCGGGGCGUCCUCGUGAGAGCGGCCCGCGUGGGUGACGGCCGCUCAGUGGGCGCGGCCGGGCCUGUGGUGGAGGCCGCCUCAGGAGCCGGGCCCGCGAGCACGCAGCUAGGAAACACAACGUGGAGACAAAGUCCCAUUAGCAGCCGACUACUUUGGAAUACAGAGUGAAACAGUUUUCUCAAUAUACUUCUUAAGAAAUGAACACAGAAGCAGAACAGCAGCUUCUCCAUCAUGCCAGAAAUGGCAAUGCUGAAGAGGUGCGAAAGCUGCUGGCAGCCAUGGCACGGAUGGAAGUGGUCGCUGACAUCGACUGUAAAGGAAGAAGUAAGUCUAACUUGGGCUGGACACCUCUUCACCUGGCAUGCUAUUUUGGACACAAACAAGUGGUCGAGGAUCUGUUGAAGGCUGGUGCAAAAGUGAACAUGUUAAACGACAUGGGGGACACGCCACUGCAUCGAGCCGCCUUCACAGGACGAAAGGAGCUGGUCUUGCUUCUUUUAGAAUACGAUGCUGACAGUACAGUUGUAAAUGGAAGUGGACAGACAGCAAAAGAAGCCACCCAUGACAAAGAAAUCAGAAACAUGCUUGAAGCUGUGGAGAGGACUCAACAAAGAAAGCUUGAAGAAUUGCUUUUAGGAGCAGCUAGAGAAGGAAGAACAGCCGAAGUAUCAGCUCUGCUCAGCAGGCCCAAUCCUCCUGAUGUGAACUGCUCAGAUCAGCUAGGAAAUACCCCCUUACACUGUGCCGCCUACCGGGCCCACAAGCAGUGUGUCCUAAAGCUCCUGAGAAGCGGAGCUGACCCCAGCCUGAAGAACAAGAACGAUCAGAAACCUCUUGACCUUGCCCAGGGUGCUGAAAUGAAGCAUAUUCUUGUUGGUAAUAAGGUUGUCCACAAAGCACUGAAACGCUACGAAGGCCCUCUCUGGAAGAGUUCAAGAUUUUUUGGCUGGAAGUUAUUUUGGGUAGUGUUAGAACAUGGAGUCCUUUCCUGGUAUAGGAAGCAGCCUGAUGCAGUCCAUAAUUCUUAUCGCCAAGGAUGCAAACACCUGACUCAAGCCGUGUGCACGGUGAAACCUACAGAUAGCUGCCUCUUCUCCAUUCGAUGCUUUGAUGACACUGUUCACUGCUUCAGGGUUCCUAAGAACAGCGUACAGCAAUCAAGAGAGAAGUGGCUGGAAGCAAUUGAAGAACACUCCGCAUACAGCACUCACUACUGUUCCCAGGAUCAGGUGACUGAUGAUGAAGAAGAAGAUGUAGUUUCGGCCAUGGACUUGAAGGAGUCGUUAGCGAGAGCACAAACAUGUCAACAGAGACUAGAUAGGGAAAUUUACAACUUUCUCAAAAUGAUUAAGGAGUGUGAUGUGGCCAAAGAUAUGCUUCCAUCGUUUCUUCAGAAAGCUGAUAUUGUCUCCGAAGCUUCUAGAGAGACUUGUGUGGCGUUGAAUGACUGUCUUAAUCUCUUCACUAAACAGGAAGGGGUGAGGAAUUUUAAAUUGGAACAGGAGCAAGAAAAAAACAAAAUUUUGUCAGAAGCACUGGAGACUUUAGCCACUGAGCAUCAUGAACUAGAACGAUCCCUGGUUGAAGGAUCCCCGCCUGUCAGCAUCCUUAGUGAGGAGGAGUUCUAUGAUGCACUGUCAGGUUCCGAGUCCGAGGGGUCGCUGACUUGCCUGGAAGCUGUGACAGCACACUCCUUUGAAGAGAACGAAGUGCCUGGGAGCAGCGGAAAGCACAGAAUGUCUGAAGGAAAAGACUGUGGUGGGGGAGAUGCGCUCUCCAAUGGCAUCAAAAAGCACAGAACAAGCCUGCCAUCACCUAUGUUCUCCAGAAACGAUUUCAGCAUCUGGAGCAUCCUCAGAAAAUGCAUUGGGAUGGAACUGUCCAAGAUCACAAUGCCAGUGAUAUUUAAUGAGCCUCUGAGCUUCCUGCAGCGGCUAACUGAAUACAUGGAGCACACGUACCUCAUCCACAAAGCCAGUUCACUUUCUGAUCCUGUGGAAAGGAUGCAGUGUGUGGCUGCAUUUGCUGUGUCUGCUGUCGCCUCUCAGUGGGAGCGCACCGGAAAGCCCUUCAACCCGCUUCUGGGAGAGACUUAUGAAUUAGUUCGAGAUGACCUUGGGUUUAGGCUCAUCUCAGAACAGGUCAGCCAUCAUCCCCCAAUCAGUGCAUUCCAUGCAGAAGGGCUCAACAAUGACUUCAUCUUCCAUGGCUCAAUUUACCCCAAACUGAAGUUCUGGGGCAAGAGUGUAGAAGCAGAGCCUAAAGGAACCAUCACCUUGGAGCUUUUAGACCACAACGAAGCAUACACAUGGACAAACCCCACCUGUUGUGUGCAUAACAUCAUCGUGGGCAAGCUCUGGAUUGAACAGUAUGGCAACGUGGAAAUCAUAAACCACAAGACUGGGGACAAAUGUGUGCUGAAUUUUAAGCCAUGUGGUCUUUUUGGCAAGGAAUUACACAAAGUUGAAGGCUACAUACAAGAUAAAAGCAAAAAGAAGCUCUGUGCUCUCUAUGGGAAGUGGACUGAGUGCUUGUACAGCGUAGACCCUGCCACUUUUGAUGCUUACAAAAAAAAUGAUAAGAAAAACACAGAAGAGAAGAAGAACAGCAAACAGACAAGCUCAUCUGAGGAGUCUGAUGAAAUGCCAGUGCCAGAUUCCGAGAGCGUAUUCAUUAUCCCUGGAAGUGUGCUCCUGUGGCGGAUAGCCCCGCGGCCUCCCAACUCUGCUCAGAUGUAUAACUUUACCAGCUUUGCCAUGGUUUUGAAUGAAGUCGACAAGGAGAUGGAGAGUGUGAUUCCCAAGACUGACUGCAGGCUACGGCCUGACAUCAGAGCCAUGGAGAACGGAGAGAUAGAUCUAGCUAGUGAAGAAAAGAAACGGCUUGAGGAAAAGCAAAGAGCAGCCCGCAAGAACAGGUCCAAGUCGGAAGAGGACUGGAAGACAAGGUGGUUCCAUCAAGGUCCUAACCCCUACAGUGGAGCACAGGACUGGAUUUAUUCUGGCAGCUACUGGGACAGAAACUACUUCAAUUUGCCUGAUAUUUAUUAAAGUACAGAGAAGUCAAGGUGUUUGCUAAUCUAAAUAAGUCUUAAGCUUAAGAUUUUUAAAUGUUUUUCCUUGGUUUCUACUCCUCUAUAAUUUGCGUUUCACCCAAUAGGGCAAGGCAUCUGGUACAGUGGGGAUGACCUGAAAGAGAAGAGGCAGUGCUGUGCCACAGCUGCCCCCUUGGAGCCCUGCUCAUGGCCAGUGAGAAGCUGUUGGCUGCAGCUCCUAUCCCCACACUGUAAUACUCAGCUCUAUGGAAUUCUAUAGUGAUCCAAAAAUCAAGUUAUUUUGAAUAUUUUUAUGCUAUAAUGCUUAAAUAUUUUAGGUGUAGCUUUGAAAUGUUUAGAAUUCUUCUGUACAAUGUUACGUGUUCAAAUGUAGAGAUUAUCAUUUUACAAAAACUAAAUUGGUAAGAUGGCCUUUUAGGGAAAUUAAUCCUCUCAACCUCACUUUCCUUCCUCCUAGAGAGGGGGCAGAAUUCCUGAUCUGAAAAUUCUAAACUGGAACAGGUAUUUAUUAUCUUAGUGCUCGGAAUUUACGUUCACAUCUUGUUAUUAGACUUUACAGGGUUAACUUGUAACAAAAAUGCCCUAAAAAUAGAUUUUAAUCAAUAUUAUCUAAUGACACACCUUUUAGCCUCAACUUCCAGUGGCAAAUGCCACAGAGAAAUUAAGCUGCACUCAUGUAUUGCAAGGUACUGGAGACCUACUGUACAGUAGCUUUCCCCAUUCAUUGGGGCAAUCUCAUAGUAUUUAUCCAACCAAACCAGACUGAGAUACUUGCCCUAAAGAGCCUUAGGUAGCUUCCAGUAAGUUAUGUUGUCUUGAAGUUAACAAGUGUUAUGAUGCUAAAUAAAGGCUUUAGAAUAUCAAAUAAAAAAGUGUGAAUGCUUUCAGAAUUUCAGUUGAUAUUGUAACCUAGUACUAUCCUUAAUUAUCAAAGGUAUUCCCAGGGCCAGAGAGAGAGUGGCAUGAAGUGGUCAGUUAGCACUCUAACUUGCUUAUGUAUGACAGUGUUAAGGAAGUUUGUAUACCUGCUAAGUUACUAAAACAGCAAUGCAGUUUUAUGCUUGCAGGAAGUUUAUUGAUACAGUUCACAUGGUGACAAACUCCACCUUGAAUGCUGAAUCAAACAGCAUCAGCAUCUGUUAAUGAAGAGACAUGAGAUCGUUUAAAAAUCGGUGGUACUAAUCAAAAAUAUCCUAGUAUUUCCUGCUGAGGCCACCUCUUAACAACACAAGGUUGCUGUGAUUAAAAUCAUGACCAUGCAAUUGAAAUAUUGCCUCCCUCUCAGCCCCCCAAGAUCACAGUAGCUGAAAGCCACAUGCCUGGCUGGCAAGCGCUUCAUGUAAAGUGCUAGUCCUCUCCCUGGGGUGCAUGCUCUAGUCACCCCCCUGUCUACACUGAGUGAUAAAAUUGUCCAACUGUUCCUUCAGCUCCUCUGUUUUCAACCUGUAACAUAUACAUAUAGUUAGUCUCUCUAAAAGUCCAAUUGUUCUUCUAGCUCCUCUUUAACCUCUUGCAUGGAUACUCGGUCAGCAUGGACAUGCAGUAUCUCCCCUCGGUUCCUCCCUAUUUCUUGUUUCUAUUCUUUUCGAAUCUACCAUGUACUCAAAGGUGUCUGGACAUUCUAGUUAGAGGCCAAGCACUUGUAUCCCCCAUGUUUUAUCAAGUAUAUGAAACCCCAAGUGCUGAAGGCUCAAGUGUGUCACAGCCCACAUGUCACAGUAGGAAGGGUUACCUACUCUUUUAAGGUUCUGCUCUGCGGACAUGGGCAGUAGUCACAGUAAUUUCGCCAGCAAUACCAUAACUUCCAAAGGGAGUACGUUUGUCACCAGAUCCUGAACUCUUUUUAGCUACAUCUUCUACUGGGAAAGCAACAGAAAGAAAGACUGGGCUUUUCGGUCUGGGGCCAUCUUGUCCACUUGUAGGAGGACUAGCAUUCUGGGGAUUUGGGGCAGGUCUCUGGAAUGUCUGAUCUGCAGGAACAGCAAUGGGCACUUGCACUGCAGCAUAUCUCUUCAAGGCCUCUGCUUGUGACACAACAGCAUGUCCAGGAAGAGGGUUCCAAUCCUGCGCUUCCUGAACAUUUGAGCCUACUAAUAUAAAAGGUGGGGCAUUGGUCUUCUUGCUGUCAUCCAUCAUCACAUAAGUUGGAGACGUGACUUUCGGUGGGUUCUGCAGAAACUGUGGCUCCUUAGGAUUAGGUAAAUACAGGGUUGCUUGGGGAAAAGGCCCAGGUGCAGGUGGCGGUGAUGGGCGACUUUGUUGAUUCAUAUCAGUUAGACAAUAAAGUGUCCACAUAUUAGAA